GAAAGAUGCUGCCAGCCCCGUGUGGCCCAGACUGGUGGGCCGCCUCUCGGCCAUGCUUCAGGAGGACAUGCUCCCUGCACGGGGUGCGGCCAACAUCUUCUGGGCAAAUGGCAUACUUUCUGAGAAAGUGAGAGAGUGCGACGAGCUGCUGAUGGAGUUGGCCGGCUAUGUAGAAAGGCAUGUUGGCACCAUGAACCCGCAAGAGCUUUCCAGCUGCUUUGUGACCGGAGUCAAG
Molecule: messenger RNA, 235 nt
Organism: Symbiodinium natans
Lineage: Eukaryota; Dinophyceae; Suessiales; Symbiodiniaceae
Source: the annotation of a GenBank genome assembly